This is a messenger RNA of Mangifera indica (mango), 3977 nucleotides long. RefSeq names its product trafficking protein particle complex subunit 11. The coding region runs from base 131 to 3685 and encodes 1184 amino acids. The record is from RefSeq and is a predicted model, not a curated record. The transcript is spliced from 8 exons. Lineage: Eukaryota; Viridiplantae; Streptophyta; Magnoliopsida; Sapindales; Anacardiaceae.
ACAGCCUAUGUAGGAUACACGACUUAUCAUCUAAAUUCUUAUCAGCUGAGCUUGAUUCAAACUUCGUACAUUCAGAUCUGCAAAAUCCUUAAAACGAGUUUCAGGAGAAAGAAGGCGAAAAUAAACGGAAAUGGAAGAUUACCCUGAGGAGUUGCGAACGCCACCAGUGAGUUUGGUGUCACUGGUUGGUUUUGCACAGCAUCAUCAUCUCAUCUCAACACACUUGCUCUCUCAUCAACCGCCAAUUAACACCUUAGCCUUGCCUGAUUUAUCCAAACUAUUACUCUUAUUACCCAAAUCCAAUAAGCCACCUCUUCCUGUUGACUCACAACCCCAAGGACAAGCGGGCAUUCUCAAAAGAGACUGGCUCGUCAAGCAUCGCACUCGAAUUCCUUCCGUCGUUGCCCCUCUUUUUUCUUCCGAUCAGCUCUCCGGUGAUCCCACCAAGUGGCUUCAGGUCUGCUCCGAUCUGGACAAUCUCAAAGCCGUUAUUCGUCCCAGGAACAUCAAGUUCCUUCUUAUUAUUAUCCUCAAAGAUGGUGAUGAUAUCAAUGAAGAUCGUUUUCUUGCUCUCCGUAGGCGUGCUGAAUUAGAUGCCAAAUACAUUCUUACCUUCAAUCCUGAUGAUGCUUCUCAAUUGCAACAUUCUCUUAACAGGCUGGGGAGCACUUUUGCGGAAUUGGCAAACAUUUAUUACAGGGACGAAGGAAAAAGGAUUAAAACGCGAGUCGAAAAGAAGGGCAUCAAUUCUAUUGAUUUCAAUAUUCGUUCUUGCUUCAAAACUGCAGUAUAUGCAGAGUUUCGAAGAGAUUGGGCUGAAGCUGUGAGGUUAUACGAGGAUGCCUAUCAUGCAUUGAGGGAGAUGAUUGGGACAUCAACAAGGUUGCCUCCAAUUCAACGCUUGGUUGAGAUUAAAACUGUGGCAGAGCAAUUGCAUUUUAAAAUAUCAAAUUUGUUGUUGCAUGGUGGAAAGGUUAAAGAAGCUGUUACAUGGUUCCGUCAGCACAAUACUUCUUACAGAAAGGUUGUUGGAGCACCAGAAGUUAUCUUCCUUCACUGGGAAUGGAUGAGCAGACAAUUUUUGGUGUUCGGGGAAUUACUGGAGACAAGCUCUGCUUCGAUUCAAAACAUUUCAUCUCUAGUUUCAGGUACUACAGAAAGACCUUUGACUGAGUGGGAACUUCAUCCAUCUUAUUAUUAUCAGUUAGCUGCAAAUUACUUGAAGGAGAAGAGAUCAUCUUUGGAACUUGCUCUGUCAAUGUCAGAAACUUCUACUGAGAUUGAUGCUAGUGCUGAAUCUGUUGUGCCUUCAGUUUAUGUGGGUCAAUUUGCUCAAUUACUUGAGCUAGGGGAUUCUGUUACUAUGAAACCUCUUACAGAUGAAGAGUACACUCGCUAUGCUAUUGCAGAAGGGGAAAGAUUUCAAGAUUCUUUUGAAAUUAUUGCUCUGCUCAAAAAAUCUUGUGAAUCAUAUGGUAAUCUUAAAGCCCGUAGGAUGGGUUCCUUUUGUGCAUUCCAGAUGGCAACCGAGUAUUUUACUGUGGGUGAUUUCAGCAAUGCAAAACAACUUUUUGAUGGUGUUGCAAGUCAUUAUAGACAAGAGGGGUGGGUUACUUUAUUGUGGGAGGUAUUGGGUUUCCUGCGAGAGUGCUCUAAGAAACAAGGUGUUGUGAGAGAUUUUGUUGAAUACUCCCUUGAAAUGGCUGCACUGCCAGUGUCAUCUGGUACUGAUGCCAGGCCUUUCAGAUUUAAAGAAUAUAGUCCAGCUGGUCCCCCAAGUUUCUCACAGAGAGAAGUCAUACAUAAGGAAGUUUUUGGGCUUGUCUGCGGGGAAGCAGGGUCAGCCUCAGUUGAAGACAAUAAUGCAAUCAAAAUUGGAGUUACUCCACUUCAUAUUGAGAUUGAUCAUGUCAGUCCCCUUAGAGUAGUACUUCUUGCUUCAGUUGCUUUUCAUGAACAAAUAGUUAAGCCUGGUGUAUCCACACUAAUUACAGUGUCACUUCUAUCACAAUUGCCCCAUACUGUUGAGAUCAAUCAAUUAGAAGUUCAGUUCAAUCAAUCUGAGUGUAAUUUUGUCAUCUUGAAUGCUCAAAAACCUUCAUUUGCUGCAAUGACCGAUGAGGAACGGGGUCACCAAGUAGAGAGUGCUCCUCUUAGACUUGUCACAAAUAAAUGGUUGCGGUUGACAUAUGGCAUCAAAUCUAAGAAAAGUGGAAAGCUUGAAUGUGUCUCUGUAAUUGCGAAAAUGGGACCACACUUCACUAUUUGUUGCAGAGCUGAAAGUUCUGCUUCAAUGGAUGAUUUGCCUCUUUGGAAGUAUGAAGAUCGUGUGGAAACUUAUCCAACUAAGGAUCCUGCUAUAGCAUUCUCCGGUCAGAAGGCUAUCCAGGUUGAAGAACCAGAGCCCCUGGUAGAUUUGUAUUUAGGUGCUUCUGGCCCUGCAUUUAUCGGAGAGAGCUUCAUGGCGCCUGUUACAGUGUCCUCCAGAGGCCAUGACAUCUACUCUGGUGAGUUAAAGAUCAACUUGGUGGAUGUAAGAGGAGGUGUUUUGUUUAGUCCAAGGGAAACAGAGUCGUCCUCUAUGGAUAGUCAUCAUGUUGAGCUUAUCGGCAUUGUUGGGGAAGAUGAAUCUCAGUUGGGUUCGGAAAAAUUUGAGAAAAUUCAGCAAUCCUUUGGAUUGGUUUCUGUUCCAUUUCUGAAGAAUGGAGACUCAUGGUCAUGCAAAUUAGAAAUCAAGUGGCACAGACCUAAACCAGUUAUGCUUUUUGUGUCUUUAGGCUAUUCCCCACUUAGCGAUGAUUUGAAUGCACAGAAGGUCAACAUCCACAAGAGCUUGCCAAUUGAAGGAGUGAGCGCCAUUGCGAUAAGCCACCACUUUAUGCUGCCUUUCCGCAGGGACCCCUUGUUACUGUCAAGGAUCAAGCCCGUACAUGGUUCUGAGCAAUUGGCAUCACUGCCCCUGAAUGAAACUAGUUUGCUCAUUGUUUCUGCCAAGAACUGCACUCAGGUCCCAUUGCAGUUAAAAUCCAUGUCUAUAGAGAAUGAGGUUAGCGAAAGUGAAAGUUCAUGUUCUGUGCAAGAUGGUGGCAAUGACCUUUUAAGACCAGCCCUUCUGGUGCCAGGUGAAGAGUUCAAGAAGGUAUUUACAGUAGUUCCCAAGUCUGUUUCUUCGAUGUGCAGGCUGGGAACAGUUUGUCUGAGAUGGAGAAGGGACUCUGAGAGUGGUGAUCCUUCAAGUUUUAACAUAAAAGAAGCAUCGGUUUUGAGUAGACAUAAAUUACCAGAUGUAAAAGUAGAGUUAUCACCAUUAGUUGUAAGUUUGGAGUGUCCUCCUUACGCCAUUCUCGGAGAUCCCUUCACAUAUAUGGUCAAAAUUCAGAACCAGACACAGUUGCUUCAAGAGGUCAAGUUAUCUUUGGCAGAUUCACAAAGUUUUGUGUUGGCUGGGUCUCACAAUGACACGGUUUUCAUACUCCCAAAAUCUGAGCACAUCCUUAGUUACAAAAUUGUGCCACUUGCCUCAGGUUCCCAACCACUGCCUAAAGUUACAGUGAGCUCAGGGAGAUAUUCAGCCGGGUUUCAGCCAUCAAACACAGCAUCAACAGUGUUUGUCUUUCCUUUGAGGCCUGAUUUUAAGAUGGAUGAUGUUGGUGAGAGAAGAAUAGAGUCGAUCACAAGUGAAUAAUUCCAGUCCCCGGUGGUGCAGCAUGGAAGCCAUUAGGGAAGUAAUUGGCAUGUUGAAGAGGGGAGCUUGAGAUCCAUUCCUGACAAAAAAGCAUUCGGAUUAGUGGAGUUACAGUGUUUUGCUUUCAUAAUAAAGUUUUGGUUCUGUUGGGAAAUCAUUUAAUCAGAUUCAAGUGAUUGAAAUGUUGGAAAGUGUCUGGAUAGGAAAUUUGUACAAGUAAAUAGCUUGAUAAACAACUGGUUUUGUUGUAUUAUUUACCAAUUCAAGUUGUUUGGAUACCAAAUUUAACUUA